Messenger RNA from Frieseomelitta varia, 840 nucleotides. RefSeq lists its product as uncharacterized. The coding region runs from base 56 to 820 and encodes 254 amino acids. The record is from RefSeq and is a predicted model, not a curated record. NCBI's taxonomy places the organism in Eukaryota, Metazoa, Arthropoda, Insecta, Hymenoptera, Apidae. The transcript has 6 exons.
AUGAUGAUUUAUAUGAACUACAAUCCGACAUUUAUCUAAAUUUGCUGUUUUCAGAAUGUAUAUCUUUUAUGUUCUUUACAUUGUGCUGCUGACGUUCGAAUAUUUUGACUGUGGAAGGGUGCAUAAGAUUCCAGUUAAUUUAAAUCAAAGGGAAAUACAUUAUGCGGAUGAAUCAAAUUAUUUAAGUUCAUCAAAUUCAAAUAACUCAAAGAAAUCUGCAGAAAGAAAUAGUAACAUUGCACAGAAAGCUGCACAGGAAGCUAAAGCUGCUUCAGAAGCACAAAAUAUUGCUGGUCAGCAAGCCGCCCGUCAAGUAAAAGCACAACUUGCUGAGAAAGCAGUACAAGCUGCCAGAGCAGCGGAAGAAGCACUCGCAGGAAAGAAAGUUAUAGUAGAUCAGUUACAGGAAGAAGUAAGGGAAGCGCAAUCAGUUGUCCAAGAAGAAUCUUCAUCUUUGGAACGAGAACAAGCUAAUGUUAAUGCUGCUUUACAAGCGGCGCGCCAAUCUCAAGAUCAGUUAAAAACAUUGACACACGCAGUCCAAACAGCUAAGGCAAAUGCAGCUAAUGCUCAGACAGCUGCAACUGGAGCUCAAAAAGCUUUACGGGAAAAAGAGGAAUUGGUAGAAGCAGCAAAACGUCGGGUCGAGGAAUUGUUAAGUCAGUUGAGAGUUGCAAAACAAGACCUCGCUAAUACAAAUCGAGCAGCUGUCAAAGCAACUGCCGCUGCUAACGAAGCGAAAGCUAACGCCAGUAGGAAUAAAAGACGACUGGAAAACAUUCGAAGGAUGAGGAUUAUGAAAAGGUGCACGCAUAGUUAAAAAGAAAACUGAUGGAACAA